Messenger RNA from Tarenaya hassleriana, 716 nucleotides. Its product is annotated as DNL-type zinc finger protein. Gene Ontology annotation, molecular function: protein-folding chaperone binding; zinc ion binding. Gene Ontology annotation, cellular component: mitochondrion. Lineage: Eukaryota; Viridiplantae; Streptophyta; Magnoliopsida; Brassicales; Cleomaceae. The transcript has 4 exons. The coding region runs from base 37 to 549 and encodes 170 amino acids. Gene Ontology annotation, biological process: protein stabilization; protein import into mitochondrial matrix; protein folding. The record is from RefSeq and is a predicted model, not a curated record.
CCUUAUGAUUUAGCUGGAGUUUGCUCCUUAGAGACAAUGACGCCAAAAAUGGCGGCAGCGACGACGGUCUUUGGGUUUUCUCCGGCAAUUGCUUCGUUUUCUUCUCCGGCGAACGACUGUUUAAAUCCAGUCAAUUUUCGGUUAUCUGCUCGGCUCUACAAGCCGCCUUUUCUGGCUUCGAGCCUGACAACUGCUCGUGUGUCAUCAGCAUUAGCGCCCAAGCAACGGAAUCGAUCAUUUGCCAUUUCCGGGUCGCUCAGCGAUGAUUCCGGGCCAAACCCUGAAGAAGAAUCUGAGGAUCCCAAAGAGGGGCAAAUUGCUUCUACUGAUAUCAAACUACCAAGAAGAAGCUUGCUUGUGCAAUUUACUUGUAAUUCAUGUGGAGAAAGGACGAACCGGCUUGUGAAUCGACUGGCUUACGAAAGGGGACUUGUCUUUGUCCAGUGUGGAGGAUGUCUCCGGCAUCACAAAUUAGUUGACAAUCUCGGCCUCAUUGUCGAGUAUGACUUCCGCGACACCUCAAAGGAUUUGGGUGUGGAUCAUGUUUGAUUAGCUGUGGCGAAUGAUAUAGUUUAGCCAUAUUUUGUUCUUUUUCUCUUUUUUUUUCCUUUUGUAAGCAUGACAGCAUUGACAGGAUCUCGAUUUCAGAACAAUUCAAAGAAUGAUAUUAUUUGAAUUUGUAUAAUGGGUAUACAUAUGGGAAAAAUGUGAUGAUA